AGCAGGAGGAAGCACCAAGGACGUCCUUUUUUCUUUUUUCUUUUUUUUUUUUCCCCGAGCCCCUGGAGCCGGAGAUGCGAGGGACGAGCAGUCAUUAGCCCGCGCCGCUGCCGCCUGCUGCUGGAGAACUUCGCUGGUGUUGCAGCCUGAUCCCCGCUCUGUGAUCCCCGCUCGCUGAGGUGAACCGUAACCUGCCGGACGGAGAUCUGAAAACACAGGAUUCUACUUUUGUGCAACAAUUGAAUGUAACAUCGAUCGGAUAAGGAAGGCAAGGAAUCCAAAGCCAUCACUAUGAAUUUCGUUAUGAAACAAGCGUUGGGAGGGGCCACUAAAGACAUGGGCAAAAUGCUUGGUGGGGAGGAGGAGAAGGACCCUGAUGCUCAGAAGAAAGAGGAGGAGAGACAAGAAGCACUGAGGCAACAAGAAGAGGAGAGGAAGGCGAAAUAUGCAAGAAUGGAGGCAGAGAGAGAAAACAUCCGACAGGGCAUCAGGGACAAGUAUGGCAUCAAGAAGAAGGAGGAGAAGGAAGCCGAGGCUGCCGCUGCCAUGGAGCAGGCCUCAGAGGGCAGCCUUACCCGCCCUAAAAAGGCCGUCCCCACCGGCUGCGGCGAUGAGGAGGAAGAGGAGAGCAUCGUGGAUACUGUCAUGAAAUUCAUUCCAGCCCCUCUGAUGGAUAUGUUCAAUAAAAAGUAACAGGGUUUUGCUUGGAAAUAUGGUUAACUUCUUACAAAAUCCUUCUAAUUAAUGCUGUACCAGCCUGUCCCACUUCAACCUGCCGUCACACUAUUCUUCACACUUGUCCAAUCCCAUCAAACCAAAUACUAAGUGUCCUGGAAUUACGCAGUGUGCCAUGAUUUUGUCUUUGAGCUGAACUAUCCAAUCUCAGACAGUGAUUCAUACUUUUAAUAUCAUGACAAGAGAAUCAGUUAUCCUGUUUAAAAAGUACAAAAACACCUACAUAUAUCACUUUAUUUAACAUCUUUUCAAUCCAUUUCUCAGAAUAAGUUCAAACAUUGCCGACAGCCACUUUUUUGUUUGUAAAUAAUAUAAAAGAGUACUAUAUAUGAGUGAAAUAUGAUAUAUAACAAGAUUACUAAGAGUAUAAGCCAUAUUUUUAACUUGUAGGGAAUUAUCCAAAUCAUAUCAAAUUUAAUUAAAAUUUUCAUUUUCCUUUUAUGUUCCUGCUAGUUUUUGAUACAUAGUGUACAGAGAUACAUGCAUUUUUUUUAUUGGUUCUUCGUUGUGGCCAUUCACCCUUAAAUUGAUUAUUAUGUGAAUGUGAAAUAUGAACAUGACAUUUUAAAUGUGUAAAAACAAAGUCAAGUAAGUUUGUGAAGUGAAGGAAUUUAUUUCUAUUGAGACAAAUUUGUUUAUUUUGUAUGCAUGCAUUUAAUACCUACGAGGCGAUGUGCAUAUACUGAUUUAAAUUGUAGUCAUGAAAGAGAAGAUGUUGGUAUUUCAGGCAAUAAAUUAUUUAAUUAAAACAUUUCAUUCAACUUCACUGUACAUUAGGAGAUAACUGAUUGUUCAAAAGGUUCUUCCAUGGAGAAAUAUUUUCUCUAUAUGUAAAACUUGUUUUAAAACAGGAGGGUAAAAUUAUAUAAAUUCAAAAAGUUCACUGGUUACAUUAUAUUUGAUUGUGGCUUAGAAAACUCUGUUUUUGCCAGUGUUAUUUAGUCUUCUUUUGAAUCAAGACGUGUAAAAACUUUACCUGGCUGGUUAAUUUGAAGCUACGUGUAAUAUCUUUGUGUUUUCUUCUUUUAUUUUAAUGUAAAAAAAAAAGAAUAGAAACUUCACAAACACAACUAUGUUGUGUACACACUAUAUGUGAACAGACAGUGACAAUAGUGCAAUAUAUUGUUCAAAAUGAAGUUGUCCUGUGUCUGUUGGUUUAACAAACGGGAGUGAAGUCCCAAAUCAGCAAUAACAGACAAUCUUCAUUGUUUUGUGUUUCAAAGUUACCCCUAAAUGUGUUAGUCGAUGUUAACGGCACACACGUGUCAACGUACUGUAACAGUGAAAGUUUUGUAGGUCAGACACAUUUAUUUAAAGAGGGAAGGUGGGACAAUUUGCUUCAUGUCGUAAAAGUGUUUUAAUCACAUGAGCGUUCAUCAACUGGAAUUCACAAACCGUUCACUGUAAUGAGGAAGGCUAACACAAUGAGAAAUGAUUCACAAAGCUUCAUGGCCCAACAAGGCAAAAUAUUUAACAUUCCGACAGAUUCUGGUCUGUUGUGCUAGGAAAUAGCUGCACAAAUUCAAAUACUUGUACAAAUUCUUUUCUAUGCCUUUGUUUUUAAUUUUACUUCAUUCCAGAGUGUCUUGUCGAACAUUCCAGAUAUUUCUGACAUUCCACCAGAUUUAUGCUGGUAAUCCACCUACUUAAUUGCAGAUAAUUGCAGUAGGCCUCAGUCAGCUCCUUCUUUGCCUUUUAGACUACUACAUCACAAUGUAAACCUUAAACUAUUUGUGCUUUUAUAAGUCAAAAAUUGAAGAUUGACUCCAAUCUACGGUUAAACAGAUGAGAUGUGUGCCAAUGCCAAUUAAAGGGUAAUAUUAGCUGCCAUGUACAGAAAGUCCAAAAUCAAAUCUCUGUAAUCAUCAAUGUGCUUUUGAAAACAGUAACUUAGAUAUUGUGGUAGAUUUUUUUUACUGAAUGUUUUGUGAUCCACUUGGGCACAGUAGGUGUAGUUGUAGCUGAGGUUUUAAAAACCACACAUUUUGCCUCGAUGUUGCAGAACUUGUGUAUUCCUGUUUCUUCUAUAAAGGGUUUAGUUUUUUUGUGUUUUGUAAACUGUAUAAUUAUUUCAGAUACAAUAUAACACACAACACUGGCAUAAUGCCACCCAUAGAGCACAUUCCUUUAACGUCUUGUGACUUCAUUGCAUUUGUAAACUGCCGGCAGCUGUGGCAACAUUACGUUAGCAGUCAACCAUUUGAUAGUUGUUGCCAUGUUAGGGAGCAGUUAUUUAAUUAUACCAAAGAAUAGUGAUGUUGAUAGCAGAUUUAGUAAAAGAGCUUUCAUUUUUGUUUUAGUAAAUUCUCAGGUAUUAUAGCUUGAUGUUUGAUUAGUAGCCGUUAACUACAGCUGUUGUUGAAUUACCGUCAAUAUAAAGACAUAUUAGUUUCAUUGCUAACAACUUAGCUUGUCAACAGCUACUAUUAGUUUUGAAUACAUUCAGCUAAAUAGUAGUUGGGCUACCUAAAAUACUGCUAAGCAGUGACAUAAAAGUUAAAAAAGGAAGUCAUAUUUAAUAUGUUUGCAUUUAAACCUGAUGGAUUCUGAUGGCAUAAACUCCAGUUUCACGGCUAGCUAGAAACUAGGGUUAGCUAGUUGGUUAAACCUAGGUUUAGCUAAGCUUAUCUAAAUUGGGUUUAGCUAGCAAAACCUAGCUUUAUUUAAAGCAAGCAAGUUGCUCUAUUAUAGCAUUUGAUUUUUAAAAGUUUUAAAAGAUACAAUUCCUGCCUUGAAUAAGUUCCCAAGCAACAAAACUUAAACUACUGAGCUAGCAACCUAGCUUUAUUGUUCACAACAAAACUUUUUGUUUUGUUGUGAACAAGUUUUUAUGGUUGGUCUACAGGUAUUUUAUUAACAUAAAUUCAUGUCUUUAAUAAAGUAGUUUCAUUUCUGGCAUCCUACUUUAUUGAUGGCAAGCCAGUUAACACAUAGUAACUUUAAUUUAACAAAAUCCUUAGCCCGGGAAUAUUUUAGAAACUUUACUUACUCCCUUAAAUCAAGCAGUCCUGUCGCUUGUAACAUUUUGAUUGAUGGAAAGUAAGUACAUAGACAAUUAACUAUGAUUUUUGAAUCUUUUGCCCGGCUAGAUAGCUACUAAUCCUGCCCUUGAUAAAGCCCUUGCUAAUAGUGAAAACUGCCUGAUCUAAAAAAGAAAGUUACAAGUAUUGCCUUUAAGUUCUUUGUUAGCUAGUUUAGCUAGAUGCUAUAUCAGCAUCUAAUUGAACUAGUAAAGAUAUUUUGUCAUUUCUUCUGAAAGUUUCGAAAAUAUGCUAACUUUUAUUUUAGAAUAUCUUCAAUCCCAGAUUUGUUAGAAACUUCAAUCACUGCCUUAAAAUGAAAAGUCUGAUCGCUAGUGAGCUGUUUUUCUUACUGCUAGCAACUUAGGCCACGGUGACAUUUAAUUUUAUCACGUUUGGUCUUAAAAUAUUUUAGAAAGCUACAAUUACUGCCCUUGUGAAUGAUGCCAAGCAACAACAUCUUAGCAAAAAUCAUGUGUAUUCAAAAGUAUUUUUCAAAUUAAUAAAACCCAAUCACUGUCUGCAUCUAAUAUUCCACCAAAUACAGUCAUAAACAUUUUUAUCAUUAUCUUAUAAAUAGAAAAUUGAUUGCUCUCCUGCUGCCCAAACAAACUGCCCAAGCCCUGGAGGAACUCAAUAUGUUGCCAUUUUGUGAAUGUUGAGUCAAAAGCCCACAAAAGUUGAAAGUCACCUAUUUAUGUCACUCGUGCACUCAUUAGUAGGUUUUAAAAACUGCCUGAAUAUGAAUAACAUGGCUUCUAGAAGAAUAAUCCUUUGAUGUGACUUGAAUGUAACUGUCUGACGUUUCUCUCUUCUUGCAUCUGUCUUUUCUCUGUUCUGUAUGUGCUGAGGAGAUGCUAUUUCUGGUGCCGUUUUUUCUCCCUGUCCGUUGUCAGUCCUGUUUUCUGUCCGCUGGUGGCUGGUAUUCUGAGUAAAGGAAAAAAAAAAGAAAUAUGUUUAUUUGCUGCAUUAUUUUGUACUGCAAAAAUCUCCUCACCUUUCUCCCAGCCUCUUCCUCUCUGUAUCCUCCUUAUGUGUUGACAAAAGUGUAUGCAUGCUUUUGGUGUGCGAUGUAGGCAAGGUUGUGGAUAUAAACGUUUCGUGUCCUCUGUGUUUCAAAGCUCCACCUGUUAGCCUCACUGCAUGCUAUUUUAGACAAAUAUUUCAAUAUGUAACUUUCCUGCAAAAGUGGAAUCACCGCACACUGAGAAUAAAGUGAUUUCAUAUAAUUUUUUAUAGUCUUGUGUUUCUGCAUUCAAACUGUUAAAAAGCACACUGCAAAAACACAAAAUCUUGCCACAUAAUUUUGGUCUACAAAUAUUUUAGUAUACUUGAAAUAAGAGAAAACUAACUUAGAAGCAUUUUUUUCAGCAGGAUAUGAGCGGUUGUUUUAAGUGAAUAAUUUCUUAAUAUUGAUGAAAAUGCAUUAGUUCUAUUGGUAGACAUUUUCCCCAUAAUUUUCCAAUAGAACAAGUACUUUUUCAAUAUUAAGGAGUUAUUGACUUUAAACAAGCUCAUAUUUCUUGAGAAAAAGUACAUUUUCUCUUAUUUCAACUAGAUCAAAAUUUCUCAGUAAGAUGUUAUGCUUUUGCAGUUUAUGUGUUUGGUUUUGGAACCACUGGUAUUUCUGCUUUCUGGUAAAAAAUCACUCUACAUUUCUGAGACUAGGACUUAGCCUUACAGUUGUGGUCCAUCCCAUUGCAUGACGAUCAGUACAACAUUUAGUGUAAACCACAUGUAAAUGUGUCUGUCAGUAAAUACUGUUUUUCAUUCUCGGCAUGGCUUUAUUUUUUCUUUUAACUGGGAUUUUAACAUCAAUAAAAGUGAAAAGGGCUGUAAACAGAA
Messenger RNA from Xiphophorus hellerii (green swordtail), 5600 nucleotides. Its product is annotated as complexin-2. The record is from RefSeq and is a predicted model, not a curated record. The transcript is spliced from 4 exons. NCBI's taxonomy places the organism in Eukaryota, Metazoa, Chordata, Actinopteri, Cyprinodontiformes, Poeciliidae. Gene Ontology annotation, cellular component: terminal bouton; SNARE complex. Gene Ontology annotation, molecular function: syntaxin binding. Bases 292 to 693 code for a protein of 133 amino acids. Gene Ontology annotation, biological process: regulation of neurotransmitter secretion; synaptic vesicle exocytosis; neurotransmitter transport.